Callithrix jacchus (white-tufted-ear marmoset) is the source of this 6429-nucleotide messenger RNA. It is a transcript of the gene YIPF6, whose product is annotated as Yip1 domain family member 6. Gene Ontology annotation, biological process: endoplasmic reticulum to Golgi vesicle-mediated transport. NCBI's taxonomy places the organism in Eukaryota, Metazoa, Chordata, Mammalia, Primates, Cebidae. Gene Ontology annotation, cellular component: trans-Golgi network; membrane. The record is from RefSeq and is a predicted model, not a curated record.
AAAAGUCAAGAAAGUAGGAAGAGGCUUAGGAACGGGAGGAGCGGCGCAGAGUCAGCGGGGCAGGGGCGGCGGCGGAGGGAGCAGUAGAUUUGGGGUUGAGCUCUUCAUUCCGGGGCACGGAAAUUUAAAGUCGCUCGGCGGCCAGGGAGUGAAGGAGGAGGCACAUUCUUUCCUAGAGGUGCGGUGCUCCAGGGUUUGGCAUGCCAAGCCAACUCCUGAGAGCCGGAAAUGGGCGGGCCGUCGGUGGCGUGGAGAGGGCAGCAGUGGUCGUGACAGCUACCGGCCGGUCUAAGGAUCGGGCUUGAGUUUUAAACCGGGAGGGUGUCUAGCGGGACCCGUGGUCCCAAAGAAGAGAGACAAUGUGAAGCGCAGCUGUCCCCGACACCCCGAGAACCGAGGGACAGCGUAGGGCCAGGGCCGCCAGUAAUUGCCGGGCGCCAUUCGGUGACGCGGCCGCCAUGCGAUGACGCGCUGACCCGCCGUGGCCUCCACGUCGCAGGUUCCGCAAAGACCUGUGGGAGCGACCCGGGAGGAGGGCCAAGAUGGCGGAAGCGGAGGAGUCUCCAGGAGACCCGGGGACAGCAUCGCCCAGGCCCCUGUUUGCAGGCCUUUCAGAUAUAACCAUCUCACAAGACAUUCCAGUAGAAGGAGAAAUCACCAUUCCUAUAAGAUCUCGCAUCCGGGAAUUUGACAGCUCCACAUUAAACGAAUCUGUUCACAAUACCAUUAUGCGUGAUCUAAAAGCUGUUGGGAAAAAAUUCAUGCAUGUUUUGUACCCAAGGAAAAGUAAUACUCUUUUGAGAGAUUGGGAUUUGUGGGGCCCUUUGAUCCUUUGUGUGACACUCGCAUUAAUGCUGCAAAGAGACCCUGCAGAUAGUGAAAAAGAUGGAGGGCCCCAUUUUGCAGAGGUGUUUGUCAUAGUCUGGUUUGGUGCAGUUACCAUCACCCUCAACUCAAAACUUCUUGGAGGGAACAUAUCUUUUUUUCAGAGCCUCUGUGUGUUGGGUUACUGUAUACUUCCCUUGACAGUAGCAAUGCUGAUUUGCCGGCUGGUACUUUUGGCUGGACCAGGACCUGUAAACUUCAUGGUUCGGCUUUUUGUGGUGAUUGUGAUGUUUGCCUGGUCUAUAGUUGCCUCCACAGCUUUCCUUGCUGAUAGCCAGCCUCCAAACCGCAGAGCCCUAGCUGUUUAUCCUGUUUUCCUGUUUUACUUUGUCAUCAGUUGGAUGAUUCUCACCUUUACUCCUCAGUAAAUCAAGAAUGGAAAAUUAAAAACCAGUGAAUUGAAAGCACAUCUGAAAGAUGCAAUUCACCAUGGAACUUUGUCUCUGACCCUCUUUUGUCUAAUUCUGGAGGUAUUUGGUAACUGGGUAGGUGAGGAGAUUGAAAGGGAGCCGUAUAGCACUGUCACCACUUUUGUGAGGAACUGAUGUUUGAAAGGCUAUUCUUUUCUCUCUUAAUGUCAUUUCUUUAAAACUACAUGUGCAUACUACACACAGUAUGCAAUGCCACCUUAAGGCAUGAUGGAGUCACCAUGGUCCAUUUGGGUGACAAUCAGUGACUUGGGAAGCACAUGGAUAUGACUUACAAGUUGAAUAGAGUUGGUAAAUAUUUUUAGUUUUGAGAAUACUGGUUCUGGUGCAGCUCUUAAACACAUUGCCUUAUGACUAUUAGAAUAUGCCUCUCUUUUCACAAAUAAAAAUGGAUGGUCUAUAUCCAUUUUCUUUUAUUUCUCUCUCUUAAGCUUAAAAAGGCAAUGAGAGAGGUUAGGAGGGGGUUCAUACAUGGAGAAUGAGAAAACAUGCAUUAACCAAUAUUCAGAAUUUGAUCAGAGGAAAUUCUACACUUGUUGCUUUAAAAAAAAAAAAAAAAAAAAAAGAGCAAAGGGCCUCCAAAGAAUCAGCCUCUUUGGUCCCUGUGUAUAGUCACCUUUCUGCCAUGUUUAACAGCAUCUUGGUUGGCACUCUAGUUUUAAUCUUGCUCUUUAGCUUUGAAUAUUCAGUCUAAAAUAUUAGUAGUCAACAUGUGAUUUUUCUUGACUGAAAUUGACAAUGUUCCAGUGCUAGAGCUUAUCCAAAAAGAAGACCUAAGGAAGCUUAGAUUGGUAGAUCUCUAGUCCAUAUUAUCAUGUGGGCACCUUCUCUUAGGGUGGAAUGAGGCAGUUUAGAUGCAGCAUAGUUAAAAGGAGCUCUUUAUUAUUUUCUGUAGUCUGGCCUCUUAACUAGAAAGUAAAGCUAAAUCAGAAGCUUGCAUUUAACCAUGUGAACAGGGAGGGAUUUAGUGUUCCAAUGGCUGAUUAAUAGAACAGCUAGAUGCUUAGAGCAUGACGUGAGAUGGGAUGAGUGUACAGCUGCUGCCUUUUCAUAGUGGGCUUAGCAGUUUUUCCAUUAGAUGUGUUUUUUGGGUUGGGAAAUAGCAGUUUAUUUUCUUGGUUUUAGACUUUGUCAAGCUAAUUAGCUCCCCUUUAGACAAGUACAUUUUGCACAUGUGCACCUACGUGUACUCUCAGAUAUUUAUGCACACAAGUGUGAAGGUUUUUCAGGGAGCAGAGCAUCUGGGACAGGUUGGUUCUGAGCUAAACAGGGCUCCUUUAAAGCAGUAUGAACUGUUGCCUUCUAUAAAUUGCACAUCUAACAGACAAAGAUUAGGUGUCAGGCAGAAAACACUCAUUGUAAAUAUACUAUUAGUUGAUAAACAUAGGACUUUCUUAUUCCACAUUUUUUGUUUAUCAUAGAAUUUAAAUAUUUAUUCCUUUUUUAUUUAAAGACUACCUACACGUAGAUAUAUGAUUCCAAACUCAUAUUUUCUCCAUCCCCACAUAAGCCAAGUGAAUACUGGGCCAAAUGGGUUCUUGGAAUGGUAAUUACAAAACAUUACAAAGUGGGUCCCCUUGAUUCCCACCUUGUCCAGAAUUUUUUGUUACAUAUUUCUAUUUAUUACAAUUUACCUUUUAAAUUGUAAAAUAAACCUUUGUGUACACAGAGACAAUGUUUCAACUUUGAAUUAGUAAAGAAAAUACUUUGGAACUGAUCCUCAUUUUGAAAUUGGUUCUAAUGAUCCCUUUCCAAUGUCUGAAAUUCUUACUUCCCACUAAAGCUCUCUCUCCGCCGAAGUUGUUUCAUAAUCUGUCUCAAUGAAUAUAAUGUAAAAUUAAAGAAGUAGCCAUGCUUCUCAAAGGGAAUUAAGUCUUUAUUGAAUUUUACUUAGGCUAAUUGUUUGGUCAGAAAUUCUAAGGCCACAGCUUUGGGGAGGUUGUGUAGGUGUACACUGUGGGUGGUUUACACAUAUUGGGACUUAACGGCAGCUUGUUCUGUGUUUUUAUCUUUGCUCUUGGGUGACUUAGGGAAUGAUUUUAUUUUAUUGAUUUGAUUUAACCCUUUUUCUGUUUUCCUCGAAAAUACUCACCAGCGGCAUGUGUGGCUGUAGCAUUUACCCCAAGAUAACUUUGCCAUGAAAUAUUUCAUAUUGUUCUAGUAUAUUGACUUUGGAAACAAAAGACAUCGUUCUAUUUAUAGCAUUCUUUUUUUAGUAGCGGUAUUUCCAGCUAUAAAAUAUAGUCAUUCUUGACCUCUGAAAAUGUCAAAUCCUAGAAAACGUAGCAUGCCUACGCAUGACGUUAACAUCAUUUUCGAAAAGUUGUUGGCUGAAGAUUCAUUUGAUGAAUCCAUUUUUUUUGAAACAGACAGUUCUGAUGUUCUAUUUAGAAAUAACUCAGUUUUUGUAUUUUUUCACAUUGAAAGUCGGUUAGAUUUGCUUCAGCCUCAAAGAGUAUGUUUAUGUAAAUUAGCACUGGCAGUUUUUUAUCUCUGUUUUUGUUUUCUAAAUGGGAAGAGGGUUAAAUGAAGGUUGAUAAAAUGUUUGUCUUUCUGAAAAUGAGUGGCUUGAAGGGAUGAAUAAAUAUUUUCUUAGCGUAGGCAAAAAAGUGCACGGCUUUCUGUGAUGGAAGUUAAAACCUGAAUGUCUGGAAGUUGUAACCAUCAACGUAGCUUUUCCUGAUUUGCUGCAAAGGCACAUAGCUGAUUAUAGAAGUAAAGACAGCAAGGACAGGGGACUCCAACAAAGGAAACCCGGUUGCAGGAAUUGGGGACUUCAUGCUUCAGAUGAAAUUCAGGCAUGCGAGCAUCACUGCAGAAUGUGGCGCAUCACUGCCAUCAUGAGUAAUCACUUGCUGCUCCUACGUCUGAGACCAAGUCUCUGUUGUCAUAUUCUUUAGCAAUAGAAAGGGUAAAGACUGGAUUUAAUGCUGUUUAGAGUACAAAAACUCAAUUGAUGCCAACAUAGUUGAAUGUGCAGUAUAGUCUUAAAAGUCAACCAUUAAUCAUUAAGUCUUUUGCCUCUGAAGAAGUUUAUUACAUUAGUUGAUUUUGAUCUUUUCAUUGUGGUGGGGUUUUCCUGUUGUUGGGCAAGGUGGGGUCACAGGACAUGAGACUGGUAAGCAUUUUAUUGUUUACUAUAUUUGUCUUUUUAUAAACGGUAUCUCCCAAAAUGUCACUAGAAGGCUAGCAAGCCUGUAUUUGGACACUUAAUUGUAUACUUUAUAUAAUAUAACUACUAACUGUAUUUGGACUUCCUGUUUAUUCCUGGAGGCAAAAAUGAAAAUCUCUCCAUUCAAGUUCUUGGGUAACAUCAGGUCAUUAGAAUUUAUCUAAAGCUUAUCGUGAUUUGAUAAGACAGCCAUUGCAUGCAGCUGUUUUAGCUCAGUGCACAACACUGAAAUUGUGAUCCUUAGACUGUUAGUUUCUGAGAAAUUUGAUGGAAAUAAAUGUAUAAAUGUUAAUUCAUUUAUAUAAAUUAGAAACACUUUUUUAGAUUCUGUAGGCUUUUAUUAAAAAUAGAGAAUUUCUUGGGAUUUACUCAGACCAUAGAAUGGCCAAAUAAUGACAAUGAUAUUACUAAUAUUAAUAGCUAACCUUUAUUUGGCACUUACUGUGUGUCAGGCACUAUUCUAUUUUUUAAAAAAAUAUUUGAAGUAACAACUUUAUUGAAAUACGCUUUACCAUGAAAUUCACCUUUUAUUUUUUUAUUUUUAAUUUAAUUUUUUCUUUGAGACAAGGACUCACUCUGUCACCCAAGGUGGAGUGCCAGUGGUGCAAUCAUGGCACACUGUAGCCUCAACCUCCCUGGGCUUAAGCAAAGCGAUCCUCCCACCUCAGAAUCCUGAGUAGUUAGGACUACAGGCAUGCGUCACGACACCUAAUUGGCUAAUUUUUGUAGUUUUUGUAGAGACAGGGUUUCGCCAUGUUGCCCAGACUGGUCUUGAAUUCCUGGGCUCAAGCAAUCCGCCUGCUUUGGCCUCCCAAAACACGGGUAAUACAGGUGUGAGCCACCAUGCCUGGCUGAAAUUCACCUUUUAAGAUGUACACUUCAGUGGUUUUUAGUAUAUUCACAUACAAAGUUGGGCAGCUAUCACUACCAUCCAAUUUUAGAUCAUUUUGUCACUUCCCCAAGAAACCCCAGGUCCGUUGGCAGUCAGUUCCAUUCCCCUUCAUCCCAGCCCCUGGCAACCACCAGUCUGCUUUCUGUCUCUAUUGAUUUGGCCAGACACUAUUCUUCCAUGCUUCUCAUGCAUCUCCUCUAAUUCCAAUGCUACAAUUCUCGUUUUAUGUGGAAAACUGUGGCACUGAGAGGUUAAGUAAAUUGUCCAGGGUCACACGGUAAUUUGAUUUACAACAGUAAUAACGCAUUAGAUGAGAACAUGGACACAAUUUUGAAUUCCAUUGUUAUGUACCUAAAAUGAAUACAUCCCUUCCCCAAGGUAUUUUCCAUAUUGUUAGUCUUUGCACCCUAGAACUAACCGGAUAUAGAUACCAUUUGUUUUCGGAGUAAUGGAACACUGUAUCAGCAGCAUUUGAGAACAUAAGAACAGUUAGACAUUGGAAAGAGUUAGGUUUCUUGCCCUUAUCCCUCCUUGAACCUCUUUUUUCCCCCCUUCCACCACCACCACGCACAUAAAACCCUUUUUCUCAAUCUUAAGAAUCAAACAACUUCUGCUUCUUUGUUUUUAAUUCUCCCAGAGGGAUGGUUCAUGCAUCACAAUUUUAACUUGUCUAUUUAGGUAUUAAUAGUCAAGGGAUGCAUCUGGUUGCUUAUCAUGCCAGUUAUAUUCCUACGACCUUAGAGAGUGGUAGUUUGAGAAUAGAAUGUCUUUCUAUUUGGGUUAAACUAGGUGGGAGGAAGAAGUAACAGAGUAAAGGCUUUGCCUUAAUGAAGUCAAGUGUUCUGCCUGAUGGAAAGUGGCCACACCACUGCUCUUGUUUACUCUGUUCUUUCGAAGCCUUUGUACUUUGCCAUCACUGCUGGUAAUUUCUUGGUCCGUUUCGAUACUCCAUUUUAAUUUUGAUUUUUUCUAUAAAUAAUAAACCUGUGAAAAGAAAUCUGUAAAAAGAUUUGUGACUAUUAAAUGUGCAAAUAAAAACACUGGAAAAAGAA